CUUGUUACGUUCCCCGUGCACUGCAGGAGUGUUGUUUAUUGUUUGAUUACACUUUGAUUGGUUUCCUGUGAAUUGCCCCUCCUCUAGGUCGCUGUGACUGGCGGAUCGGUCGUCAGUGGGGCGGAGGACGAGGGCCAAUCAGGAGACGGAGCCGCUGCUUAAGAGGGACGGCGGGCUCAUUCUCUGGAACCCCUCUCAGUAGUGCUGACGCUCAGGGCCGCCGAUUGUGGGCUGCUCUCCGGCACCCAGAUUGUUGUGCAUUUCAGACUGUUUUGGAUAAGUGUUUUCGUGUCAUCAGCGGCAUCAGCUGCAAAACCGCGCCGGGGGGAAGAACGGUAGGUUAGUAUAUCGCGAUAUACAUCCUGCCCGUAGUUGUCCUGUGUAUAGACACCCUAGGGUAGAGGUGAGCGCCACCCCCUGUAUUUUUGUUAUUAGAUAGGAGGUGUAGGCGCCGAGUGCGCGAAGACUCCGUUUUUCUUUCGACCUUUUUCUUUGGAUAGGGGUAGGUCGAGGUAGGGGUGUUUUGGUUAUACUUGGUUCUCUCAGUUGGCGCCGCCUACGUUCUUUCCCCAAUGUAUUCAGGUAGGGGUGCUUAUCCCCCUCUUUUCGACUGGGUCCGGGGAGAACAAUAAAACCCCAGUUUUUUUUUCUUUUACAACGUGCCUGCCUUGUCUCCUUUCAUUUACCUCUCCCCCGUGAUACAUCGACAAAUUUUAGUGUUACGGCUGUCCCUAGACCGCCAGUGAUCGUAACAUUAAAUGGGGGCUCGUCCGGGAUACUAAAAAUAUUCAUAUUUUCCCGGAAGGUUGAUUAUUGCGAGUGUGGUUGGUGGAUUGAUGGGAUGUUCAGGGUUUUGUUUUGAAGGGUUAGCGGAUGGCUGAUUUUGAUCUAGACGCUUUCGUGGGUUCACCCACCGUGGAAGUGCUGAAUAAAAGUAGAAAGGAGGACCUGGUGGAUAUUGCGGCACAUUAUAAAAUUGCUGUCUCGAAGCAGUGGCGCAAGUUGGAGAUUAGGUCUACGGUAGCUCGGGGUUUGGAGGAACUAGGUGUCCUGAAGCUGUCUUCAGAUGGCGGUGAAAUCCCUUCGGAGGCUGAUGGUCGCUCUGGUGAGGAGGAGCGCGGCGAAACUGCUGAGGUGGAGACCUCGGAGGCCAAGGUUGCUUUUUCGCCCUCCGAUCCUUUCUCUCCGGGCUCAGUUGGGUCGGAAGGAGGUGGCGCGCGUCUAAAGGUCCGCUUAGCGCGAAUGCAGGUAGAGGCACGCGAACGGGCAGAAAGCCGUCGGCUUGAGGCAGAUAUCAAGUUCCGACUUGAAAUCCGUCGACUUGAAAUCGAGGCGGAAACGCAGAUUAAGCUGCGGGCAUUGGAAAUAAGGGCAGCGGACAGAACACCGGUUCCGGGUACACAACCGUCGCAGUCUGCCGAUGCUGGCUCGGCGGGGACCACCUUUGAGGUCAGUAGGCACAUCUCUCUCGUACCACAGUUCCGAGAAACAGAAGUGGACUCGUACUUCAACGUAUUUGAGCGGAUUGCAUCUACACUUCAGUGGCCUAAAGAGGUCUGGUCGUUGUUGCUGCAGUGCAAGCUGACUGGUAAAGCUCAAGACGUUUGUGCUACGUUGUCCUUAGAGGAUAGCGUGAAUUAUGAAGCGGUGAAAGCUGCCAUAUUGCGCGCUUAUGAGCUGGUACCCGAGGCUUACAGACAACGGUUUAGGAGUCAUAAAAAAAAUCCCGGUCAGUCAUUUGUUGAGUUCGCGAGGGAGAAAAGCGUUUUGUUUGAUAAGUGGUGCACUUCCAGUAAGGUGAAUGAUCUUAAGGACAUGCGAGAAUUAAUUCUUUUAGAGGAAUUUAAGAAUUGCGUACCUGAGCGUGUGGUUGUUUACAUGAACGAACAGAAGGUGACGUCGGUAUCCCAGGCUUCUGUCCUUGCAGAUGAAUUUACAUUGACGCAUAAGAAUGUUUUUGUCCCUACACGUUCUGAGCGGGUUACGUCGUUUCAGGCAAGUUCAAGUAAUUCACCGUAUCCGAAAACGGCUGCGUUAAAGUCGAAAGAGGAUCGUGAAUGUUAUUAUUGUCACAAACCCGGUCAUUUAAUUGCAGAGUGUUUUGGGUUAAAACGAAAACAAUCGAAUUCUGUGCCUAAGAGUGCGGGGUUCGUUAAGCUAGUGGCUCCUGUUGAUACCGAUCGCAGUGAUCAACCUGAUUCCAGUUAUGCCCCUUUUCUGUUGGAGGGGGCAGUUUCUGUUACAGGAAAUUCGGCGGAGCAGAUACGUGUGAAAAUGCUCCGGGAUACUGGGGCCAUGCAAUCGUUUAUUUGUGCCGAUGUAUUGCCGUUCUCGGAGCAGACCUUUUGUGGUAGUCAUGUCCUAGUGCAGGGCAUAGAAAUGGGUCUGGUUCAAGUCCCGUUGCACCAGAUUCACCUCGAGUCGAAACUAUGUACGGGUCUUGUGAAGGUCGCGGUGCGGGAGAGUCUGCCGGUGAGCGGGGUGCAGCUCAUUCUUGGCAAUGAUUUAGCCGGCGGGAAAGUUAUGCCUUUACUCGAGGUAUUUAAUAACCCGGUGGUAUCGGAUCAGCCUGAUGAGCUGGCGAAGUCCUUUCCGGAAACUUUUCCGGUCUGUGUGGUCACGCGCGCUCAGUCCCGUAAGACGGAGGCUGAAGAUUUAGCUACGUCUUUUAUUUCACCUAUUUUUCUCAGCGACAUGUUACCUGAUGCGAGUGAUAAGGCUGUUGAAAAGGUGCCUGGAUCAGACACUUCGGGUGUAAAGCUGAGUGUGACUCGGGAGAGGGUUAUUGCUGCUCAGCAUGAGGAUAGGAGUCUGCAAAAGUGCAUUGCUGCUGCGGUCUCCGCGGAGAAAGCACGGGAGAGGAAAACUGCUUACUUUAUGGAGAAUGGUUUACUAAUGCGUAAGUGGUGCUCGGAUGUGGCUGAUGGGGCUGAAUGGACCAGUGUGUAUCAGAUAGUGAUUCCGUCCUGUUACAGACAGCAAGUUCUCUCUUUGGCUCAUGACCACGACCUAUCGGGACACUUGGGAAUUAAGAAAACUUACUACAGAGUUUUAAGACACUUCUUUUGGCCUCGGUUAAAGACUGAUGUUACCCGAUUUUGUCGUACCUGCCGCGUCUGCCAAAUCACUGGCAAACCGAACCAGGUCAUCCCGUGUGCCCCACUCGUUCCUAUUCCAGCGGUAGGAGAACCGUUCGAACACGUCAUUGUGGACUGCGUGGGGCCUUUGCCUAAAUCUAAGGCUGGUAAUCAGUUUCUGUUGACUAUAAUGUGUACUGCAACCAGAUUUCCUGAGGCAAUUCCUUUGAGAAAGAUAACAGCACCUGUUGUAACUAGAGCACUGGUGAAAUUCUUCUCUACGUUUGGAUUACCAAAAGUUGUGCAAUCAGAUCAAGGCACUAAUUUUCUUUCGAAAAUUUUUACUCAAGUGUUGUCCAGCUUAAAUAUAUCCCAUAGGAUCGCGAGCGCCUAUCACGCGGAAAGCCAAGGGGCGCUAGAACGUUUUCAUCAAACCUUGAAGUCAAUGCUCAGAAAGUACUGCAUGGAAACCAGUAAGGAGUGGGAUGAGGGUGUGCCCUUGCUCCUCUUCGCGAUCAGGGAGACAGUUCAAGAAAGUCUUGGAUUUAGUCCUGCUGAGUUGGUGUUUGGACACACUGUCAGAGGACCUUUGAAAAUGCUUAAAGAGGACUUGAUGUCUUCUGGGGCUAGUCCAUCACUGAAUGUGUUGGACUAUGUGAGCAAGUUCCGUGAACGGUUACAUAAAGCUUGCUCGGUGGCGAAGGAGUCACUUGAAGUUGCGCAAAGGAAAAUGAAACGUCUUUUUGACCGCAAAUCUGUACAGCGUUCCUUUAACGAGGGCGAUCAGGUGUUGGUGUUGCUGCCUAUGGUAGGGUCGGCGUUAUCAGCCCGGUUUUCUGGUCCGUACGAGGUGGUACGGAAACUUAGCAAUACAGAUUACGUAAUCGGGACACCCGAUAGAAAACGAAAGACUCGUGUCUGUCAUGUGAAUAUGUUGAAGACUUUUUAUUGCAGAGAGGGUAUCCAGUCCGAUGUUUCGCCGACAGAGGAAACCGUUGUUCACCUGUCCUCCCCCGCUCCUGCCUCCGUGGCAUGCGCUGCGGUGGAAAUCUCUAACCCGGAUGAUGAUGAUGAUGGAGUAAUUGUUCGCCACACUUACCAGCAAUGUGCUCGCCUCAAGAACUCUGAGGUCGCUGUGACUGGCGGAUCGGUCGUCAGUGGGGCGGAGGACGAGGGCCAAUCAGGAGACGGAGCCGCUGCUUAAGAGGGACGGCGGGCUCAUUCUCUGAAACCCCUCUCAGUAUUGCUGACGCUCAGGGCCGCCGAUUGUGGGCUGCUCUCCGGCACCCAGAUUGUUGUGCAUUUCAGACUGUUUUGGAUAAGUGUUUUCGUGUCAUCAGCGGCAUCAGCUGCAAAACCGCGCCGGGGGGAAGAACGGUAGGUUAGUAUAUCGCGAUAUACAUCCUGCCCGUAGUUGUCCUGUGUAUAGACACCCUAGGGUAGAGGUGAGCGCCACCCCCUGUAUUUUUGUUAUUAGAUAGGAGGUGUAGGCGCCGAGUGCGCGAAGACUCCGUUUUUCUUUCGACCUUUUUCUUUGGAUAGGGGUAGGUCGAGGUAGGGGUGUUUUGGUUAUACUUGGUUCUCUCAGUUGGCGCCGCCUACGUUCUUUCCCCAAUGUAUUCAGGUAGGGGUGCUUAUCCCCCUCUUUUCGACUGGGUCCGGGGAGAACAAUAAAACCCCAGUUUUUUUUUCUUUUACAACGUGCCUGCCUUGUCUCCUUUCAUUUACCUCUCCCCCGUGAUACAUCGACAAAUUUUAGUGUUACGGCUGUCCCUAGACCGCCAGUGAUCGUAACA
Gasterosteus aculeatus aculeatus (three-spined stickleback) is the source of this 4873-nucleotide messenger RNA. Lineage: Eukaryota; Metazoa; Chordata; Actinopteri; Perciformes; Gasterosteidae. The record is from RefSeq and is a predicted model, not a curated record.